AUGAAAUCAUAUUAUGAUUACUCUAAUGUUUUAUUCGAAUGCAUCAUGGUUCGCAAACAUUUCAUUAGUGAUGUGAAGUAUUAUUGCUAUGUUCUAAGCGAUCACCUGCUUAUGAGUAGGGUAAGAUAUACAAUUUAUUUAAGAAAGCGAAGGAUCCCGCUCCAAAAUAUGUUUUACCAUUAUAAUUGACAAAUCAAGUCGGAUGGGUUGUGGAGCGAAAAGAUAAGAAAAUUCAGUUUAAGGCUUUCACUAUCAAGUACAUGGAGAAAUACAAAGACUUUGUGGGAAGCAGCAAUGACUUGUAGAAGUAAUAAAAAUAAAAUUAAGUAGACUGAAGGAACAUCUCAGAAAUAAGGUUACAUUCUACAAAAUUGCUGAUUUCUACGAAGCAUAGUAUAAUUUAGGAAAGGGGAGUUCAGCAAAGGUUAUCCAAAUAAAAGAGUUAGGAAAUGAAUAAUCAAAAUUGGCAGCAAAAGCGAUAGAUAAAAGUUACCUAUAAAAGAGUGAGUCUGGCAUGCAGGCCUUUUUAAAUGAAGUCAACAUCUUGAGCCACCUUAGUAAGUAAAAUUAUUGUGCUCCCUUCAUCAAAUUGCACGAAACAUAUGAAGGAGAUCACACAUUCUAUCUCAUUUUGGAUCUGAUGCAGGGCAGAACUCUUGCGGAUGAAUUGGAUAUCUUAAAGGUAAAAGAAUAACAAACUAUUAGCAAAGAAAGGAGAUGUUUCCUAUGAAAUUAGUCAAAGUUAUUAUGAAACAAUUGCUAUAAGGCGUUAAGAUACUUCACAAUAAUAAUAUAAUUCACAGAGAUUUGAAGCCAGAUAACAUAAUGUUUCGAGAAAUAGAUUCCUAUGAAACUCUCACCAUUGUAGAUUUCGGAUUGUCGACCUUCACUGAUGUUACUAGAUAUUAAUUUCCAAAAUGUGGUACUCCUGGAUAUGUGGCACCUGAGAUUUUGAAUUUGGUUGAUAGAGAUUCGAAAUAUGAUAAAGUUUGUGAUAUCUUUAGUUGCGGUUGUAUCUUUUAUAAGUUACUCUUUGGCCAUAGUUUGUUUAUGGGUAACACUUUCAAUGAAGUAUUGGGACAAAACAAGAAGUGUAAUUACACUCUUGAUGGACCUGAAAUGACUUCUAUUCCUUAUGAAGCCUAAGAACUACUCAAAAGGAUGCUUGCAAAGAACCCCUCUGAAAGAAUAACAGCUCAUUAGGCUUUGGAAUCUGACUAUUUUAACAAACCUUCAUCUCCUCUGCAAUCAAAGAGUAUAUUACUGUAUAAAAUUAGAACUGAAAGCAUUUAAUGUACCUAAUAUCAGUAGUAGGAAUAUUUUCCAACCUACAUUAGAUGGAUUAUAAUCUGAAGCUGAAUCUCCCUUUUAGAGAAUAAGUUAGAAAUGUAAAAAUUAAUUCGAUUUUGAUGUUGACAUUUAAGAAAAUAAAUGUUCAUCCAUUUAAAUUAGAUAACUACCAUCUGUGAAAAAGCCUACUUGUGUAAGAUUGGAGGAUUCGACAAUUGGUAGUUUCUAUGCAAAAGAUCCCUUAAGUAGUUUCAAGAAACUCAAAGGAAGUAUGUAUAUAUGUCUAUCCUAAGCAUCUCAAAAACAAUUGAAUGAGACUAAAGAAAUCAAGGUUAAUCAAUUCGAUGUUGAUUAAAUGCAAAGAAUCUCAUUAUUUAACAGAAAUGAAGAUUAUUGA
Paramecium octaurelia is the source of this 1687-nucleotide messenger RNA. The record is from the annotation of a GenBank genome assembly. Lineage: Eukaryota; Ciliophora; Oligohymenophorea; Peniculida; Parameciidae.